UUUUGUCUUUUCUCUCAUCUUUCACUUUCAUUCUUCUAUCUUUUUCUAGCAAUUUUCAUACUCUCAUUCAACAAAUAUAAAAUAUGAACUCUUUUUUGUCAUUCAAUAUAUAGAACCCAAAAAGGAAAAAAAAAUAUAUUACUACAAAACACUCUAUUCAUUGCAUUAACCGACUUGUAUUAAGAGCUUCACGGGAUAACUGUUUCUGUAUAUUCAUUAAUGGCGGAAGUUGAAGUACAAAUUUCAGAAACAGAGAGCUCUUCUAAUACUAAUACCUCUGUUUCUUCUUCUUCGUCUUCGUUGUCCGCUGAUUCCAUGCACAAAUCGGUUUUUGAUUCGUCAAACAAAUUACCGAAAGGGAAGAAACGGCCGACGAAGAAACAGAAGGCUAUUACUAAUAGUGAGAGUAGACAUCAAAUUUACAGAGGAGUUAGGAUGAGAAGUUGGGGGAAAUGGGUAUCUGAAAUUCGUGAACCGAGGAAGAAAUCACGUAUUUGGCUCGGUACUUAUCCUACAGCAGAAAUGGCCGCUAGGGCACAUGAUGUUGCAGCGGUGAGUAUAAAAGGAAAAUCCGCCAUUCUCAAUUUCCCUCAUCUAAUCGACUCGUUGCCUCGUCCAUUGUCAAAUUCACCUAGAGAUGUUCAAGCUGCUGCUGCUAAAGCAGCAUCAAUGAGGGACCCACCUUCUUCAGCCUCAUCGUCCUCGUCCUCGUCCUCGUCCUCAUCCUCAACAACAUCAACGGGAUCUGAAGAGCUUUGUGAGAUUAUUGAACUGCCUAAUUUAGCAGAAAGUGACGAUUCAAAAACUGAGUUGCGGCCGAGUGACUCAGUUGAAGGACUGCUGUACUCGCCGUGGUGGGCAGAUCAUAGUACAGAUUUUUGUGGUUAUUUUCUGGAGCAGUCUGCAGCUGGCGCUGGGGAAAGUUUAAUUUCUUGCAGCUUUGAGACACUGAAAUGGGCUUGUUAAAAGCUGAUCAUAAUGGAGCUUUUAGGACUCAGAACUCUGGGCUUUGCUCUGUUUUUUUUUUUUGUUUUUUAUUAUGGAUUUUUUUGAAUAUCUGUCGAAUAGUAGUUACUGUUCUAGUAAAUAUACUUAAGUAUCAGUUUAGUUGUGCAUAAUCAUAAAAUUUAUUUACGGUUUCUUAUA
This is a messenger RNA of Solanum tuberosum (potato), 1146 nucleotides long. Its product is annotated as ethylene-responsive transcription factor TINY. The transcript has a single exon. The record is from RefSeq and is a predicted model, not a curated record. Gene Ontology annotation, biological process: regulation of DNA-templated transcription. Gene Ontology annotation, molecular function: DNA-binding transcription factor activity; DNA binding. NCBI's taxonomy places the organism in Eukaryota, Viridiplantae, Streptophyta, Magnoliopsida, Solanales, Solanaceae. The coding region runs from base 220 to 966 and encodes 248 amino acids.